AUGGAGCAUUGCGGCAUCAAGGCUGGCUGCGCUGCAGCACGGAACAAGGCCCAGCGCAUGGCCAGCGCCGAGAAGCAGCGCCCGACAUUGAGGAGGUACGCGGGUGCGCCGUGGAGAUUCAGAGUGCUCGAGAAGAUUGAGUUGGCGGGUCCUCAAGCGGGGCCAGUUAUGGACAUCGAGUUUUGGACUGCCAGCUACCGCGAUGCUGGAGAUGCGACGUCGACUGGGUGCUGCAUCUGGACGUCGGAGAGGUCGCUGCCCGACUAUUUUGCUCGACUUGGCAGCGCCAGCCCGAUCGGGAACGUAAAUUCUGGCAUGGUCUUCUGCCUGGUCGGCACCAGUCGGUUCCCAGGGGAGCAGCAGGCCGUGCUGGGGUCCGAGGCGCUGCCGACGGUUGGCUCGGCAGGUCACAGGAUCGGCAAAUGCAAGCCCUGCGCGUUCUUGUACAAGAAGGGCUGUUUGAACGGAACGGCCUGCCCGUUCUGCCACCUGUGCGAGGAGGGCGAGAAGCAGCGCCGGCAGAAGGAUCGGGCCGAGAAGAACAAGAAGCCGCUCCGGAAACAGCGCAGGGAGAUCAGGAGAGAGAGUCAAGAGAAGGCCCUCUCGGACGCAGAGGGUCCCGAACCUGCAGGAGUGAAUUGUUAA
Prorocentrum cordatum is the source of this 645-nucleotide messenger RNA. NCBI's taxonomy places the organism in Eukaryota, Dinophyceae, Prorocentrales, Prorocentraceae. The record is from the annotation of a GenBank genome assembly.